Molecule: messenger RNA, 863 nt
Organism: Vicia villosa (hairy vetch)
Lineage: Eukaryota; Viridiplantae; Streptophyta; Magnoliopsida; Fabales; Fabaceae
Product: auxin-responsive protein SAUR50-like
Exons: 1
Coding region: 192-506 (104 amino acids)
Biological process (GO): response to auxin
Source: RefSeq, a predicted model, not a curated record
UCGAACCUCCAUUGGGGUUGGAACUUGCUUUGCCCAUUAAACACUUAUAGUCCCCACACCCACAUGACUCGUGUUCUAUCUUUUUAGUCCUAUAAAAUCCUCACAUCAUAAAUCCCUCUUCAUCCACUUCCAUCUCACAAUCCACACUCAAAAAAAAUACAUUCAAAGUUGGAGGUGCAAAUAGCAAAACAAUGGCCAUGAGAAAAUCCAACAAACUUCCACAAGCUGAAGUUAUCAAGCAAAUUCUCAAAAGAUGUUCAAGUUUUGGCAAAAAGCAUGGUUAUGAUGAAGAGGAUCUUCCUGAUGAUGUACCAAAAGGUCAUUUUGCAGUUUAUGUUGGUGAGAAUAGAACAAGGUACAUUAUUCCAAUUUCUUGGCUAUCACAUCCUCAAUUUCAAAGUUUGUUACAAAGAGCUGAAGAGGAGUUUGGUUUCAAUCAUGAUAUGGGACUUACUAUCCCUUGUGAUGAAGUUGUUUUUGAGUCAUUAACUUCAUUGAUGAGAUAAAAAAGCAAGGAUUAUUAGGUUUUAUUAGUCGAAGAUUACCACCAAACAUGAAAUUUCUUCAUCAAGUGAUGGUUCUGACGAAAUUACAAGAUCAAUUUAUGGUGAGUUUGACAUAAUCACGAUAAGUGACAAUCAUUUUACAAAACUGUAAUUUACAGUUUCAAGAAAAUUCCGUUCUUAUUGUAAUUUUGAAGAUGUACUAAUAGUAUUUUAAGUUUAGUAUGGUAAUUGUAUAUAUAGAUAUAUGUAUAUGGAUUGAUUUCCAAGGAGAGAAUUUCUUUAGCAAUGUCAUUUGUAUUUGAGUAAUGAUUUAUUAAAAGAAGCAAUGCAAUAUUGUACUAGAGAAGGGCUUAAUUG